This is a messenger RNA of Zea mays, 5622 nucleotides long. RefSeq lists its product as uncharacterized. The transcript has a single exon. The record is from RefSeq and is a predicted model, not a curated record. Bases 133 to 1068 code for a protein of 311 amino acids. Lineage: Eukaryota; Viridiplantae; Streptophyta; Magnoliopsida; Poales; Poaceae.
CUGUUCCAGGCCCUGCUGCCGCGCGCGGGUCGCCUCACGGAGGGCCAGCGCGUCCAACUCUACACAGGCGGUCUUCUUCCCCCGUUGAGCCACGUCGUUCGCAUCCACAACCCGGAAACACUUGAUGGGGCCAUGAGUCUCGCCCGUCAGGCCGAGCAGCUGGAGUUGGCACGGGGACCGCCACCGGCCGCCAGGGGAGCCCCUCGCGCUCUUCCUCCGGCGCCCAAGCAGCCGCUGCUCGCCCUCCCUGCACCACCAGCGGGCGCGCCCCUGUCGCGACCAGAGGGUCCGCCCUUGAAGCGGCUGUCACCGGAGGAACAGGCGGAACGGCGCCGCCUCGGCCUCUGCUUCAACUGCAAUGAGCCGUACACCCGCGGCCACAACCGUGUCUGCCGCCGCAUCUUCUUCCUCCAUGGCGUCGAGCUCACGGCCGCCGCCGAGGAACCCGCAAGGGACGACCCGCAGGACGACGCCCCUGUCUUCUCCCUCAGGGCAGUCACUGGCAUGCCCAUCUGCAAUUCCAUGCAGGUGCGGGCCACCCUAGGCGCCACCACCCUCCUCGCGCUCCUGGACACCGGCUCGACGCAUAACUUCAUCGGGGAGGAUGCCGCCCGCCGCACCGGCCUGCCGAUCCAGCCGCGGCCGCACCUCAUGGCCACUGUGGCCAACGGUGAACGCGUCACCUGCCCAGGAGUCAUUUGCCGCGCCCAGGUCAUCAUCGAGGGCGAGCCAUUCUUCAUCGACCUCUUCGUCAUGCCGCUCGCAGGGUACGACCUCGUCCUGGGGACUCAGUGGAUGGUCACCCUUGGUCGCAUGGUGUGGGACUUCGUCGACCGCUCCGUCUCCUUCCUGCACCAAGGCCGCCAGGUCUCCUGGUCGGACGUCGCCGAUCGCCAGCCACCCAUGCUCGCCGCUACCACGACACCGAGCGCCCUCCUUGAGGAGCUCUUGCACUCCUUCGACGAGGUGUUUGCUGAGCCGGCGGGUCUGCCCCCGCAGCGAGCUCGGGACCACGCCAUCGUCCUCAAGCCAGGCUCUACACCUGUGGCGGUCCGGCCGUACCGCUAGCCGGUGGCGCACAAGGAUGAGCUGGAGCGGCAAUGCGCCGUCAUGUUGGCCCAAGGCAUCGUACGCCGCAGCGACUUGGCGUUCUCUUCACCGGUUCUGCUGGUCAAGAAGCAGGACGGGGCUUGGCGGUUUUGCGUGGACUACCGCGCCCUUAAUGCCCUCACCGUCAAAGAUGCCUUCCCCAUCCCCAUCGUCGACGAGCUCCUUGACGAGCUGCAUGGUGCACAGUUCUUCACGAAGCUGGACCUUCGCUCCGGUUAUCACAAAGUCCGGAUGCGGCCGGCUGACGUGCACAAGACGGCGUUCCGCACCCACGACGGCUUCUACGAGUUCCUGGUGAUGCCGUUCGGAUUAUGCAACGCACGGGCAACCUUCCAAGCGCUCAUGAACGACGUGCUCCGGCCAUUCCUCCGUCGGUUCGUUAUUGUCUUUUUUGAUGACAUUUUGAUUUAUAGCAAGACCUGGGCAGAUCACUUGCGCCACAUCCGCGCCGUCCUCGACGAACUUCUCCGCCAUGUCCUCUUCGUCAAGCGAUCCAAGUGCAUUUUGGGUCCCCAUCGGUGGCGUACCUAGGCCACGUCAUCUCCGCCCACGGUGUGGCCAUGGACCCGGCCAAGGUGCAGGCCAUUCACGACUGGCCGACACCUCGGUCGGCGGGCGCGGUGCGUGGGGUUUUGGGCCUCGCCGGGUACUACCGCAAGUUCGUACACGACUACUGCAAGAUUGCAUCACCCCUCACCGCGCUGAUGAAGGAGGGUUUCUCCUGGAGCGACGAGGCCCAGGCAGCCUUCCAGGACCUCAAGAUGGCCGUGACCUCGGCUCCGGUUUUGGCGCUGCCGGAAUUCACCAAGGUCUUCAUCGUCGAGUGUGACGCAUCCACACACGGCUUCGGGGCGGUCUUACUACAAGAACAUCAUCCGAUCGCCUACUUCAGCAAGCCAGUCGCCCCCCGUCACCGCGCGCUGGCAGCUUAUGAGCGGGAGCUCAUCGGGCUGGUGCACGCCGUGCGACACUGGCGGCCGGAUCUAUGGGGGCGCGCGUUCCUCGUUCGCACCGACCACUACAGCCUCAAGUUCCUCCUCGACCAGCGCCUUUCGACAAUCCCGCAGCACCACUGGGUGGGCAAGCUCCUCGGCUUCGACUUCUCGGUAGAGUACAAGCCGGGCGCCACGAACACCGUAGCCGACGCGCUGUCUCGGCGCGACACCGACGCGGACGGCUCGGUCUUUCAGGAUCCGGCCCUGGUCGCCAUCCGGGAUGAACUCGCGACCGGCACGAGGGGCGUACCAUGGUCGCUGUUCGACGGCAUGGUGGCAUACGCAGACCGGCUGUACAUCCCGCCGGACUCCCCGCUGCUGCUAGAGGUGGUGGCCGCUACUCACGACGACGGUCAUGAAGGGGUGCAGCGCACUCUACAUCGCCUCCGCCGCGAUUUCUUCUUCCCCGCCAUGCGCCGUGUGGUCCAAGACUUCGUUCGCACCUGCGCUACGUGCCAGCGCAACAAGUCUGAGCACCUACACCCGACAGGCCUGCUGCUGCCCCUGCCCGUUCCCCAGGCCGUGUGGUCCGACAUCGGCUUGGAUUUCAUUGAGGCGCUGCCCCGCGUUGGGGGCAAAUCAGUGAUCCUCACCGUGGUCGACAGGUUCAGCAAAUAUUGUCAUUUUAUUCCUCUGUCUCACCCCUACAGUGAUGAGUCUGUGGCCCAGGCGUUCUUCGGUGAGAUCGUUCGCCUCCAUGGGAUUCCUCAGUCCAUGGUGUCGGACCGGGACUCAGUGUUCACCUCGGCGUUCUGGAAGGAGUUAAUGCGCCUCAUAGGCACCAAGCUGCACAUGACGUCCGCCUUCCACCCGCAGUCCGAUGGCCAGACGGAGGCGGCCAACAAAGUCAUCGACAUGUACCUCCGGUGCUUCACUGGGGACCGGCCCGUCAGUGGCUACGUUGGCUAUCGUGGGCGGAGUACGUCUACAACACGGCGUACCAAUCAUCACUCAGGGACACUCCUUUCAAGGUGGUUUACGGCAGGGAUCCUCCCUCCAUCCGCUCUUGUGAGCCUGGCGAUACCCGGGUGGCGGCGGUGGCCAAGACAAUGGCUGAACGCGAGGAGCUCCUAGCGGAUGUUCACUACCGCCUGGAACAAGCCCAGGCCGUCCAGAAGAAGUUCUACGACCGCCUGCACCGACCGGUCUCCUAUACCGUGGGCGACAUGGUGCUGCUGCGCCUGCGUCAUCGGGCAGCCUCCUCCCUUCCCCACGCGCCCAAGGGCAAGCUGAAGCCGCGCUUCGUCGGGCCGUAUCAAGUCACAGAGCUCAUCAAUCCGGUGGCAGUUCGCGUAGCGCUACCUCCGCGUGCCAAGUUGCACGAUGUCUUCCACGUCGGCCUUCUCAAGAAGUUCGUCGGCGCCCCACCAGCUACACCACCUCCUCUUCCACCCACUCACAAUGGGACGGUGAUCCCAGAACCGGAGCAGGCUGUUCGGUACAGGUUGGCCAGGGGUAUUCAACAGGUGCUCAUCCGCUGGAAAGGGCAGGCCACUACUGAUGCUACAUGGGAAGAUGCCGCCGACUUCCGCGACAAAUUUCCCCACUUUCAGCUCGAGGACGAGUUGAUCGUCGAGGGGGGGAGAGAUGUCAUGUACGGCCACACUUACAGGCGCCGUCGUGACGCCAGGAGAGCUGCUGAUCGCGCAGCCAAGGCAGGCGACACAAUCAGUGGCUAAGUUUAGAAAGAUAAGGAUUAGUUUCCCUUUUGCAUGCCUUAAUCAUAGGAGGGAUUGGUUAAGAUUAGUUUCCUUUUCAUAUGCCUUAAUCAUAGGAGAGAUUGGUUAAGAUUAGUUUCCUUUUCAUAUGCCUUAAUCAUAGGAGAGAUUGGUUGAACCAGAGGCUAUAUAUGCCGUGUAAUAGACUGGGAAAUAAGCAAAAAAGAUCAAUUAUCCAAAACUGCUCUUCUCCUCUGCCUCUCUCAAGCCACCGGUGAGGAACCCCUCACGGUGAAGGUCUGGAGCGCGACUACGAACUGCGUAGCCGCGGUCCAGCGACAUUGGGCGUCGAGGCGCUUGACAGUGCCAACUCCAGCUGCUCGGCCUGACGGGCGAGACUCAUGGCCCCAUCAAGUGUUUCCGGGUUGUGGAUGCGAACGACGUGGCUCAACGGGGGAAGAAGACCGUCUGUGUAGAGUUGGACGCGCUGGCCCUCCGUGAGGCGACCCGCGCGCGGCAGCAGGGCCUGGAACCGGUUGGAGUAUUCCUCCACGGUCCCGGUGCGGCGACACUCCGCCAACUCGAACAGGGGCGCUGAGCGGAGGCCCAACGUCGCUGGACCGCGGCUACGCAGUUCGUAGUCGCGCUCCAGACCUUCACCGUGAGGGGUUCCUCACUGGUGGCUUGAGAGAGGCAGAGGAGAAGAGCAGUUUUGGAUAAUUGAUCUUGUUUGCUUAUUUCCCAGUCUAUUACACGGCAUAUAUAGCCUCUGGUUCAACCAAUCUCUCCUAUGAUUAAGGCAUAUGAAAAGAAAACUAAUCUUAACAAAUCUCUUCUAUGAUUAAGGCAUAUGAAAAGGAAACUAAUCUUAACCAAUCCCUCCUAUGAUUAAGGCAUGCAAAAGGGAAACUAAUCCUUAUCUUUCUAAACUUAGCCACUGAUUGUGGCGCCUGCCUUGGCUGCGCGAUCUGCAGCUCUCCUGGCGUCACGACGGCGCCUGUAAGUGUGGCCGUACAUGGCAGAUCUUCACUUGUCAUUUUCACAAACAAUAAACUGUCAGGUUUUGAUGGAAUUUGAGCUAAAUUGUGGCCCAGCAUACUCUGCGAUUCGCGAGACUGGCAUUCUUCCUUGAGUAACAAAGCUAAUGUUUUAGAAACUUGCUUGUAAACCUUGAAUGUUUUGUCAUUCUCCUUAUACAUAAAUGUUUUAGUUUUAAAGCAUUCUCUUAGUUUCUAGACUGUUCACGACCUGUAGUGAUAAAAAAUGUUGAUAGAGCUUGUUUGAAUCUAAUUCUGUGCCAAACAAAGCACCAUAGGAAUAUAUAUUGUAAUAUAACCAUGCUCACGCUAAGCGAAGGAUCAAUACAGGCAUGUCAUAUAUAUAACUUAUAUACGCCAAAACACCCUUGUGACAUGGACAUAUAACUGCAACUAUGAUUUAGUCUUAAAUAUGAGUGCAUGAAAAACAACCAUUUAUGUGUCUGAAUUUUAGCUUGUGACUUCUGUUGAGUUUUAACUCUAGACUAUCUCAACUUACUUGGGUCUAAAAGACUUUAUUGUUGUUAUAUCAAAACAGCUUGUCUGGCUCCUUGUUUCUUGUUUUCUGUCCUAAUUUGUUUGGACAAACUUGAAUAUUGGCUUUUGGCUUUCUAUGAAAUUCAACGGCUCUUGGACCGUACUAUGGUAAGUUGACAAUGUUUUAUCUUAAAAAGAUCUAUAAAUAAGAGACAACAUUACUACAUUGGAUAUAUUAUUGUUAUUGGAAGUAAUGUUAAGCACAGCUAAAAAAACUAUGAAUUACCAUGGUCUAUGUUUAGGGACGGAGUUUUAUAUAAACUGUUGCUCUCCAUAUUGUAUCCC